Acyrthosiphon pisum (pea aphid) is the source of this 969-nucleotide messenger RNA. Its product is annotated as general transcription factor II-I repeat domain-containing protein 2B-like. Bases 1 to 969 code for a protein of 322 amino acids. NCBI's taxonomy places the organism in Eukaryota, Metazoa, Arthropoda, Insecta, Hemiptera, Aphididae. The transcript has 3 exons. The record is from RefSeq and is a predicted model, not a curated record.
AUGUUGAAAGACAAGUGCAUAUGUUUGAUAUGUCAAAUAACAAUAUCCACAACAAAAAAAGGUAAUCUAGGAAGACAUUUUAGAACUACGAAUUCAAAAUUUGAUAUAGAUUUCCCUCCUAAAACUGAAGUACGUAAAAAGCAAUUAGAAAAAUUAAAACUUGAAAUUGAUAAACAACAAUUGAUUUUUACUAAACCAGUUUUAAAAUCCAAAGCAGCAACAAUUGCUUCAUUUCAAAUUAGUCAUGUUUUAGCUAAGAAUAAAAAAUCAUUUCAAACCGGUGAAAUAUUAUCUCGUAAAACUGUGACUAGAAGAGUAGAAUCUAUAGGACAAAAUUUAGUUGAAAUAUUAAAACAAGACAUCAAAGAAUGUGUUUAUUUUUCACUUCAAUUCGAUGAAUCAACAGACAUAACAGAUACCGCUCAACUAUUUUGUAUUACGACUGAUGGGGCUCCAGCUAUGAUAGGUAAAAAUAAUGGUUUUAUUGCUUUGUGUAAGAAUGAUAAUAAUUUUCCAAAUUUUAUAACGUUCCAUUGUGUGAUACAUCAACAAGCAUUGUGUGGAAAAAUAUUGAAUACAAGUAGUAUAAUGGACAUUGCUUUUAAAAUAGCCAAUUCUAUACGUUCACGAAGCUUGCAAAGGCGACUUUUUAAAUUAAAAUUAGAAGAAAACAAUUCUCAGCAUUGUGAUUUAUUACUGCAUACGGAUGUUAGAUGGUUGAGCCGUGGUAAAUUUCUAGAAAGGUUUCAAUGUUUACUUCCUGAAAUAAUAGAGUUUUUAAAAUCCAGAGGCGAUAAUUAUGAUUGUUUAACAAACAAUACAUGGCUUCAGAACUUAGCUUUUUUAACAGAUAUAACGGCUCAUUUAAACACUUUAAAUGUUGAACUUCAAGGAAAAGAUGGGACAAUAAUUGAGAUAAUGAGUUCUAUAAAUGGGUUUAAAUCAAAAUUGAUAUUACUCAAGUCAUAA